AUGAAACGUCUGUUGGAGACGGGUAAUGACAUAUUCGCAGUUGAUGAUGACGGACACAGUGUGUUGUUUGUUGCGGUUCAGGAGGGUUAUAUGCCUUGUGUGGAAUUAAUUCUGGACGCUGCUGGAGAGAGAGCUGCCGAAUUGGCAAAUCAGCGCUUGAACGAUGGUUGUUCAUGUGUCAUGGUGGCAGCCACCGAAGGAUAUUGGCAGAUUUUAUCGAAGCUGAUGGAACACGGAGCAGAUUGUAAUCUGACCUUACAACCGAUUUGGGGCUCGUCUGGAGGCGGUUUGCAUGCGUUGGCAAUUGCAGCGCAGCAUAACUACUGGAAAUGCGUGGACAUUCUACUGCCAUACGUCGAUCGAGCAGUGCUCGCUGAUACGGAU
This is a messenger RNA of Anisakis simplex (herring worm), 384 nucleotides long. The record is from the annotation of a GenBank genome assembly. Lineage: Eukaryota; Metazoa; Nematoda; Chromadorea; Rhabditida; Anisakidae.